This is a messenger RNA of Solanum verrucosum, 1098 nucleotides long. RefSeq names its product F-box/kelch-repeat protein At3g06240-like. Lineage: Eukaryota; Viridiplantae; Streptophyta; Magnoliopsida; Solanales; Solanaceae. Gene Ontology annotation, molecular function: protein binding. The transcript has a single exon. Bases 1 to 1098 code for a protein of 365 amino acids. The record is from RefSeq and is a predicted model, not a curated record.
AUGCUACCCACAGAAGAACUGAAUGGAGAAAAUCAAAUAUCUUAUGAAGCAUCUGAUCAACACCCAAAAAGAAGCAGGCCUACAAAACUUUUUCUGCCACCUGAAGUUAUUGCUGAAAUCAUCUCAAGGCUUCCAGUGAAAUCUCUUUUGAAAUUUAGGUCAGUUUCAAAAUCUUGGCUUGCUUUGAUCUCUAGCCCAGAGUUUGUCAAGUCUCAUAUGAGUUUAUCAUUUAAUAAAAACAUCAACGAUAGGGUUAUGGAGGAGUCUAACUUGGAUUAUCUCAUGAAAAAUUCGGGCAUGUCUUUUUUGAUUGAGGGUUCAGUCAAUGGAUUGCUUUGUCUUGUUAAUGAGGUAGACAAAAUAUUUCUAUGGAACCCAGCAAUAAGAAAGUACAAGAAAUUACGUAAUUUUAGAUAUCAAUUUAGGAAUGCUAGUCAUUUCAUAUAUGAUUUUGGAUAUUAUAAGAUUCAUAAUGAUUAUAAGGUAGUGCGAACUUUUACUAUUUUUGGACGUCAAGGUAACUUUCAACAAGUCAACAUGUACAGUUUAAAGAAUGAUUCUUGGCAGAUAAUUGAGAGUCCUUGGAAUUGCAAUAUGGGGCAAUUAAUUAGUUCGAGUAAAUUUGUGAACGGGAAGCUUCACUGGGCAACUAUUGUUGGAUCUGGUUUGGAAAGAGUAUGGGGCAUAACAUAUUUUGAUUUGGCUGAUGAGAAAUGGAGAAAGGUGGAGAGACCCUGUGGAGAUGGAUUUCUCGUGCUGGGAGUAUUAGGAACUAAUUUAUCUAUGAUUUGUAAUAAUCCAACAAAUCACAUGGAUGUGUGGAGUAUGAAGGAGUACGAGGAUAAACAAUCUUGGAUGAAGAUGUUUACUAUCAAUUAUAGCAUCCUACAUCCUAUGGAAUGCUUACUUUAUCAAUCCUUUUAUAUGUCAAAAAAAGGUGAAUUCUUAUUGAUGUUUAAAACAGCUUACAUGAUAUACCAUCUAAAGGAUAACUCAAUUAGAUAUUCACAACUUCGUAAAUUAAAUUAUGGUGUUUUGGCUGACUUCUACAUUCAAAGCUUAGUUUGUCCCCUUUCACAAAAUGAACCAAGGACAUAA